AUGAAUACAAAUCAAGCACAGUAUCAUCUGAGCCCUUGGAGAAACAACCACCAACACCACCACACCACCAAAACCGCCACCAAAUUUCUCCACCCAGUAGAGCUUUAUCCAAAACGGAAAAGGCCCAAAGCCUCGAAGUCAUCUCUACCACAACCGUCAUCUCUACUUGCACAAACACCAUCAUCACCACCCACAAACAACUACCAACAACCAAAUCGACACUGUCCGAAAUCACCCCCAAUAUCUGCAGCUGUGACAAUCGACGUCGCUCUCUCAGAUCGUGCGCUGCUUGGAAUCACUACCCACUGUCUCAACCACGAGGGCAGUACUGCACUGAGUUCAUCGGAGGGUGUUGGCUCCACUGUCAGUCACCAGAACUUUGUCUUGAACCUCCCAGCCUUGCCGAAAUUUUGGCCGGGAUUCAGCUCCGGCGAAGACGAAGUUAGAAGAGAGAGUACAGAGUGA
Messenger RNA from Fraxinus pennsylvanica, 465 nucleotides. The record is from the annotation of a GenBank genome assembly. NCBI's taxonomy places the organism in Eukaryota, Viridiplantae, Streptophyta, Magnoliopsida, Lamiales, Oleaceae.